AUGCCAGAAGUUAAUAAUGUUGAUAAUAUUUUUGGUCCCAAUAAUGGGAAAGUUCCUCCAUUAAGACGUCAAUAUCAUAAAAUUACUCCUGAACAAGCUGCAAAAAUGGAAAGUAGAGCAAAUGUUAGAAAUCACAAAACUUUACAAAAUGAUAAUUUAAUUGAUUUACAACUGCAACCACCACAACCAAUUCAAUCUCAUGAUAUUUCAACCUCAACUGUUGAACCAGGAAAUGGAAGUUAUUAUGGGGAAAAUACUUUAUUACUUCAUGAAGUUUGUGAUAUUUUACAUGUUGAAGAUCCAAAUGAAAUAAUUAGUAAAUUUCAAGAAUUAUAUGUUAAUCAAGAUGAAGUGAAAUUUUUAAAGCAAGAAACUUUUAGUUUAAAAACAACUUUACAAAAUUUAGAAGACCAAAUGAGAAUCAGAAAUCAAACUAUUGCUUCAUUGAAUUCAGAUAUUAAUGAUUUGAAACAAAUCAGAAAUGAAUUACAACAAAAAAAUCAAAAAUUGGAAGAGGAAAUUAAAUCUAGCUCUAAAGAAGCAAAACAAGUCACUAUAGAUUUAUUAAGUAGUAAAAAAGAAUUAGAAAAUUAUGAAAAAGAAUCAAAUGCAAAAGUUUUAUUAAAAGAUCAACAAAUUGCAAGCUUGGAAAAGGAUGUAUUUGCUUUAAAAGAAAAAGAAAUUGCCUUAUUGAAAGAUAAUGAAUCAAUAAAAGCAUCCAAAAUUUCAAUUGAAAAAGAAAAUAAAACUUUUAACAUGAAACUUGAAAAUUUGAAAAUUGCCCAUCAAGAUGAAAAACUUUCAAUGGAAAGAAAAAUCAAAUCCAUGAAAAAAACAAUUGCAGAAAAAGAAAGUAAAUGUGAAUCACUUUCUGAUCAAGUUUCAACUUCCAAAUCUCAUUGUAAUAAAAAAAUUGCAGGUAUUGAAAAACAACAUUCAAAAAUCUUACAUCAAUUAAUGGCUGAAAUUAAAAUCUUGAGAGAUAUAAUUGAUAAACAUUUUGGUGGUAGUAAUGAUGAAAUUGCAAAUUUUGCUCCAUCUUCAUCACCAGUUGAAAAUAUUAAAAAUCAAUUAAGUUCUGAAUUAUUUCAAUCAAAUUCAGAUUCAAAUUUAUUAUAUAUUCGUCAAUUAUAUGAAGAUAGAUAUCUUAAUUCAUUAAAAGAAAAUAAAGAUUUAAUUAAUUCGAAUUCAAUUUUAUUAACUGCUUUUAAAAAUUUAAUUGAUGAUAAUGUUCAUUUUUUUAAGAAAUUAAUUCCUCAACAUGAAAGAUUUGCUUUCUUUGUUUUGGUAUGUAAAGAAAUUAAAAAUAGAAAAAUUUUCAGAUCAACUGAUAUUAAUAUCUUGAAAAAAUUUGCUGAUAAUAAUGAUUUUUUAUUCAAAGAAAUUAUUAACAAAAUCAAAGAUGAUGAAGAAUCUAAAUAA
Molecule: messenger RNA, 1422 nt
Organism: Lodderomyces jiufengensis
Lineage: Eukaryota; Fungi; Ascomycota; Pichiomycetes; Serinales; Debaryomycetaceae
Exons: 1
Coding region: 1-1422 (473 amino acids)
Source: RefSeq, a predicted model, not a curated record